Letharia columbiana is the source of this 1365-nucleotide messenger RNA. RefSeq lists its product as uncharacterized. The record is from RefSeq and is a predicted model, not a curated record. Gene Ontology annotation, molecular function: phosphatase activity. Gene Ontology annotation, cellular component: cytoplasm. The transcript is spliced from 10 exons. Bases 1 to 1365 code for a protein of 454 amino acids. NCBI's taxonomy places the organism in Eukaryota, Fungi, Ascomycota, Lecanoromycetes, Lecanorales, Parmeliaceae.
AUGAACCAGACUUCUUCUACCAAGUACACAACUGUGCCCGGCUUCUUUCUUCAGGACGAGUCUAGCACAGACGCUAAGAGUUUCGACUACGCAGUGUCUGAUUUCGGUCUGAUCAAGCGAGCAUACAAUACCGACAAGGAAUACGAUCCGGAAAAGAAGAGGACCCAGUGGGAGCGAUUCUACCAACAAAUCUCCGAAUUGAACUCUCAAGCUAGCAGUAGUGUUCGGUAUAAGGUCAUCUACAUGGGGCGCCAUGGUGAGGGUGUGCACAACGUAGCUGAGAAUUAUUAUGGAACCUCGGCUUGGGAUAGCUACUGGUCAAAGCAAGACGGAAACGAUACCGUCAUUUGGGCCGACGCACAUCUCACGGAUAAAGGCAUAGAGCAAGCCCCAUACGAUUAUAGUAUAAGAGUCUUCAUCUGUUUUCUGUCGUUCGGACUACUCACCCUCUUCCUUCUGCAUAAAAUGAACCAGACUUCUUCUACCAAGUACACAACUGUGCCCGGCUUCUUUCUUCAGGACGAGUCUAGCACAGACGCUAAGAGUUUCGACUACGCAGCAUCUGAUUUCGGUUUGAUCAAGCGAACAUACAAUACCGACAAGGAAUACGAUCCGGAAAAGAAGAGGACCCAGUGGGAGCGAUUCUACCAACAAAUCUCCGAAUUGAACUCUCAAGCUAGCAGUAGUGUUCGGUAUAAGGUCAUCUACAUGGGGCGCCAUGGUGAGGGUGUGCACAACGUAGCUGAGAAUUAUUAUGGAACCUCGGCUUGGGAUAGCUACUGGUCAAAGCAAGACGGAAACGAUACCGUCAUUUGGGCCGACGCACAUCUCACGGAGAAAGGCAUAGAGCAAGCCCGAAUAGCCAACAAAUUCUGGGCCUUGGAGAUGGCAACACAGCAUAUACCAGUGCCAGAAAGUUUUUACACGAGCCCACUUGACAGGUGCCUCGCCACCGCCGAUAUUACCUUCAAUGGCCUCCAAUUACCAGCUCAGCAGCCUUGCGUCCCAGAAGUCAAAGAACUGCUUCGCGAAGUAAUUGGGAUCCAUACCUGUGACCGGCGCAGCCAAAAAACUUACAUCCACACCAACUUCCCAGCAUACACCUUUGAGCCCGGGUUCGCCGAAGACGAUGAGAUGUGGCGCCCGGAAGUUCGAGAAAGUAGUUCCCUUCAUGAUACCCGCAUGAGGAAGCUGCUUGGUGAUAUAUUUACCCACGAUGACAGCACGUACAUCUCGUUCACUACCCAUUCGGGAUCAAUCGCUUCCCUUCUGAGGGUUACUGGGCAUCGUGAAUUUCGCGUGCCGACAGGGGCUGUAAUCCCUGUAUUGAUAAAAGCAGAGAUGACUCACGCCGAGCCAUCAUGA